AACACAUUUUAUCCCUCACUCUGCUCUUGCUCUCACACACUUAAAUUAAUUUUCUCUCUAUUUUUCUUCUGCCCGAGAUGUCGUCUCUACUAAGGGAGGAGAUGGACAGAGUCUUGUUCAGACCAGAGGGACAGACACUGAAAGAGUUUAUAGAAAUCGAGGAACAACAGCAAGGACGACAUUUUCUCUGCGUUUCCAUAUCGAAGGAUAAAGAAGCUCAGAUCUCAGUGGUCAUGUGCCGGAGACUUAAGCAUUCAAGAACCAAGAAACUGCAGCACAGCGGGCUGGAAGACAGUUAUGAAAGAACAGAGACCUGGGCCCUGGCAGAUCUGCUGAUUUUGGAUGGUAGAGAUCCAGAUACCGACGAUCCCUGUUUCCUGAUGCAUUUCAACUCAGUGCGGCCCAUCAGAGCAGUAAGCUGUGCUGCCAAAUACACCCUGGCCCGCUGUCUGCUGUCCUUGAGCAGGAAGUAUCACCACACUGCAUUGAAACUCAAGAACUUUGAUUGGACUUACAUUCAGCCCACUGCAAUGUAUUCUGAUCGUGGUGACUGUGUUGUCCUCACACAGGUCUGUUUCUAUGCCUUUAACUUGGUGUGUCUUUCCAUGUGCCCGGUCCCUCUGGCAUAGGGAAAGGAGAGACAUUUGAAUCAGUCUAAUUUCUUUCAAACUGCCUUUAACAUUUUUAUGUUGACAAAAAAGUGUGUAAUAAUAGCCCAAGGGAGUGUACAAAACUAUGCUUUGUGUUUUGAGCACUUAGCCAAGCUCCGAGCACUCAGACCUACAGCAACUGUAACAUAACUCCACAGUGUGGGUGAAAUCCAAUUUAGCCUUGUGCAAAUGUAGCGUAAAAGAGUGUUUUUGAUGUGUAAUUAUGCCGUGACUUGAAUUUUGAGAAUGUAUAUUUAUGUUAUUAAUGCAAUGUUACAUAUUUUGCAUGUACUUCAGUCGAUUUAUUCUAAUGUGGUAUAUCAUUUCAAAAAGUAAAACUGUGAGGUAAACGUGGAUACAGCAUAGAUAGCUAUAAUAAUUUUGGGUGAGAUUAUUUGGUGAAAAAUCUGCUGUUUUCACAUUUCUAUUGCAAUGUGCUUUGUGUUAUUGAAUCAAACAGUGACAUUACAAUAGUACUGCAAACAUUUAACUAUUUAUGCCACGAAUUUAAGCACAUUUGGAAAUUAUACAGUAUGUAACUUUGGAAAGGUUCAAUUCCAUGCAUGUAUUAUUCUUGGCCGCAAUUAUUUUAAUUCCCAGAUAAUAUAAAGUAGGCUAUUUAGUAUUAUAUCUUCGUAAUUAAAUGAACAUAUACAUUGUGAAAAUAUUUACAUUGGGAUUAAAGGGUUUUAUUAACGUUACAUGUGGAUAUAUAAUUAUCAAAGUUAUGGGAGGUAAAUAUAACAGCGUGUGGCAAUCAGAAAAUUUACUACAGAAUGCCGCGACUAACUUACUGUAAUGAGAUAUUUCGUACAGUCGUGUAAUAAAAUGCCAUCAUAUUAUAAUUCAGCUUAAAUGUGCGCUGAACUAACGUUACACUCUCUUUGAACGCAAGGAUCAAAUGUCAUUUGAGCCAGCCAGUUUGAGCUAAACCGACCUGCUGACGUCAUACACGCUUCAAUGUUUUGGGUCCUUCAUCAUUGUGGUGGCUAAAAAGUAGCCUGAAAAAAAUGUAGUCCAUUCAUUUCACUUCUGACAGCAAAGCGUUGCUUGUAAUGACUGUAAAUCUUCACCAAAUAAACUUAGAUUUUGUCUAAAUAAA
Messenger RNA from Danio aesculapii, 1752 nucleotides. RefSeq names its product exocyst complex component 1 like (gene exoc1l). The transcript has 3 exons. The record is from RefSeq and is a predicted model, not a curated record. Bases 78 to 629 code for a protein of 183 amino acids. Lineage: Eukaryota; Metazoa; Chordata; Actinopteri; Cypriniformes; Danionidae.